GUAUUUCAAAAUAUAUGUAGUAUCAACUUGAGAUAUUUGUCGUUUUGCUUCUCAAUAAUUUAUUAAACGAACGGUAAAACUUAGUUUAUAUGUUAAAUUUAGAUUAUAGUUAAACAUUAUAUAUUAUUGCAUAAACAGCAGAUAUUUAUACAUAUAAAUAUAAACUAUACACUGUUUAUAACUUGAGUGUUUUGCUAAUUAAAUUUAUUCUAUGCCAAAAAAGUUAAUAUGGAGGCUUACCAAAGAGAAACACAACUAAAAAUCAUUGAGGAGGAUGUACUAUGGCCAAUAGUUGAGAAAAGAGAUUUUGAGCAACUUUUUUGUCUUAUAGAAGAUAAAGAAUUAGACAUUUCCGUGUAUAGUCUAGCAGUUUGUAUUAGAAGACUAAUUUUGGGAGGAAAUAGCAUGAUUAUUGAUAAAAUAAUGAAAAGGUUUGAUAUUGAGAGGAAAGAGAAGAUGUUCCUCGCUUUAUCAAUAAGUUGGAUAGCUAGAAUAUUUCGAGAAAAGUAUGUUCAACAUCAGGCUGAGAUUAUGGUUCCCAACGAAUUUAAAAAUUUACAUGUUCACGAUGAGACUAUAUUCCAACAUAUUGACGAUUGGUUUACUUCUGUUUAUGAAAGAGUUCACAGGCAUAGUUCAGAAGAGCACACCCUCUUCUUUGACCUUAUGUGCAAAUUUAUGCAGCCUCCUUCACCAGUUCCCUGUAUAAACGCUAUAACUGUUUGGCCAAAAUUGUUCGCAAGUGGAGCAUUACUAAUGAAAAUUCGAGAGAAGGCUUUCAAUGAUCACGAUCAAAUGCUUGUAACGAUUAUGGAGAGGAACGAGCGCUUUCUGCAAAAAGUUGUCGUAAACAAUAUAGUUAGUAAUAAUGCUGAUAUCUGGUUAAAUGAUAAUUUUGCGCUGUCAGUUGUACCAAUUGUAGAAUGGAUGAAUCACGUUACUUUUGCUGAAACGCUUAACGCCGAAGGUGUAUCGGACCUUUUAUUUUUAUCAAAGGUUGUAAAUAGUCCAUUUAAUCAGUUCCUAGAAAGGAAAAGAGAAUCGUCCAACACUCGUGUAACCCUAUGCAGAACUUUGGCAAAUAGAGAAAGAAGUCGAAUGAAUACGCUCGUAAAUAUUAUCAGAAUUCUUCCAAUUGACUACGUCGACAAAAUUUUGAAUCUCUUCUAUAAUAAUAUAUUCAGCAUGGACGAAUGGGAGAGAUAUUUGAUUGGUAUAAUCGGAACGCUAAACGCAAAUUACGAUCUUAGUUUCGUAUCAAUGAAAUGUAUUUCAAUAGUAAUAUCGUUUCUUAUGAAAGAUUUAAGCUAUUCAUGGGAUAAAGUAACUGUUGCAUGCACAAAACUUUUGGCUCUUUUCAUUAAAAGUGGAUACCUCUUGGAUAAUUUAAUUUUACAACCAGAUAAAUAUCUUAGGUUGUACCUUCAUUUGGGAUGCGAACUUUGGGAAGUUUGUUCUCAAAAAACGUUUCAUAAAAUAAAAUCAAGUUCUUAUAUCUUCCCUAUGCCACUUGUUGGAAUGAGUAGAAACGUUAUUCGUCGUACGAUUAGAAAACCAUUUAUGGACAAUUUGAAACUAAUCGGGGAACAGUUCAACUUACCACCCUAUGCUCAAGAUCUAAUUUCGCUUAAGACAAUCUACGAGCCAAUUUUGAUACCUUGUAAGAUGAAACAAUUCUCACCGAGUUAA
Messenger RNA from Dimorphilus gyrociliatus, 1689 nucleotides. NCBI's taxonomy places the organism in Eukaryota, Metazoa, Annelida, Polychaeta, Dinophilidae. The record is from the annotation of a GenBank genome assembly.